GUUAUUAGCUACACUAUCAAAUAUGACGUUUGUUUUGGUUAACAUCCAAAUUUCGUUUAAAAUGAAUAUAAAAUAUAAAGCAACACUAUCAGUAGUUGUGAUAGUAUACUUUAGAUGUAUUGUGACUAUUGUGGGAGUUGCUAAAGUUCAGGAGACUCUGUCGUGAAGUGCUAGGUGCUCAAGAAUUAUCAACAAGCAGUUCAAUGAAGUGAGACACCUGUGUCUUACAGCACGACACAACAUGAAUUUGGAAUCUAUCUAUAUUUUCAAAUAAUACGAUUUUUAGACUAUUGUCGAAAAAUAUGUUUACUGCAAGUAAUUAUUUUUUUUUGAAAAUAAAUGUAUUUUAAGGAACA
Messenger RNA from Acanthoscelides obtectus, 356 nucleotides. The record is from the annotation of a GenBank genome assembly. Lineage: Eukaryota; Metazoa; Arthropoda; Insecta; Coleoptera; Chrysomelidae.